CCGACUGGAUACCUUCAGGAGUGGGACCUGGAGCUGCCGGCUUGACCUGUGGGGCAGGAGCAGGAAUUUGGAGCGUAGGUCUUGCCCUCUGCCCUGUGACAGCUCCUAGCCGGAGGGUGCAGAGCAGCUGCCCAGGUUAGGGGCCAUAGCCGAGGAAAAGAAGACCAGCACUCCGAACCUUCUCAUCCCCCAGGCGGCGGGCAUGGGAUGCACUCCGGCUCCAACUUCAGCUGGCUCUGGUGGCCCACAUGGACACAAGGUCUAUUUAUAGUUCUGCCACAGAAGGCCAGCCACCAAGCACAGGGGUAGCCAGGGUUUUUUUUUUUAAGGGCUUUUGGGGUAGAGGGAAGAGUGGGAGAAGCCAGUCCUGCCUCCUUCCACAUCAUCUUUGGCCACCCCCUCCCGAUACCCACUCCCCAUGAAUCCAGACAGUGCUCCAUAGAUAGCCUGCCCCUGGGUCAAGGGUACGGUCAGGGGUGCAGUCCCGAACGCAAAUGGACACGGUCUUGUGGUCUGGACAAGGGUUGCAUGAGCUGGAGCAGUGGCCCAGGGCAGAGGUCCCGAUGAGAGGGCAAAGGGUGGCAAGGUUGUGGGAAGGCAGAGAAAGCAGUCAGAGAGUGGGAAGGCAAAUUUAAAAAGCCAGGGCCUCCCACGACGGGUCAAUCCCACAGGUGGCCAAUGGUUGGUCGAACUUAGGCAGGGAGCCUGCCUUCAAUGGUGAGAACGCUGGACCAGAAGGCUGAUUUCCAGCUCCUCCCUCCCGCCUGGGGUCGCCUCCUUCCCCACUUGCUACAGAAAUUCCUAACUUCCUCCUAGCCCUAGCCGUGGGUGGCCACAUGCUGUGGAGAAGAAAGUCCUUCUGGCUGGCGUUGUCAGCCUUUUGGCUCCUCCUCGUCCUCCUAGGAGUCUUCCCCCUUCGCCUGGCAGUGUCUCCCGGUCCUCUUCCAGGGCGCUCCCCAGGCUGGCCCCGCUGGCUGGACGCUGCCUUCUUACAGAGUUUCUCCCAGUCUGAGACGAACCCAGAAGAAGAUGUCGCACAGCUCCCUCAGGUCUCCCGGGGAAGCAGCUGCACCUGGGGAGCCUGCUUUGACACCUCCAGGUGUAGGGGAAAGGUCCUCAAGAUCUUUGUGCACUCCCCGGCUGGUCCAACCUCUGAGGCUCAGCGCAGGAUCCUGGACUCCUUGGAAGGCUCCCGCUACCAUGCACUCAACCCAGCAGAUGCUUGCCUUCUGCUUUUUCUCCCCAGCCAGGACCGUAGAGGAGCCUGCGGGCCCCUGCCUCCGAACUGGAACGGAGGCCGAAACCAUCUGGUGCUCAGUCUCUACCCAGCCCCUUGCACCAGGCUGGGACAGGCGAUGGUAGCUGAGGCCAGCCCCUCCUCAGACAUCUUCCGACCAGGCUUCGAUAUAGCGCUCCCGUACCUCCCCGAAGCUCAUCCAUUGCGAGGUGGGGCUCCCGGCAAGUUGCAGCAGCACAGUCCCCAACCUGGGGCCACCUUACUGGCCGUGGCAGAGGAGAGGGGCAGGUGGCGUAUCACAAGCACCCACGCCUCAGCCUGCCUCUGGGACAGGCACUGUGAGCAAGACCCUGGACCCCAGCAGACCUACCCAGGAGAGACCCUUCCCAAUGCCACCUUCUGCCUCAUCCCUGGCCACCGAUCUGCCACCUCCUGCUUUCUCCAGGCCCUUCAGGCCGGCUGCAUCCCCGUGCUCCUCAGCCCCCGCUGGGAGCUGCCUUUCUCUGAAGUCAUCGACUGGACCAAGGCAGCCAUCAUUGCUGAUGAGAGACUCCCGCUGCAGGUCCUGGCUGCCCUCCGUGAAAUGCUCCCUUCGAGGGUUCUCGCCCUGCGCCAGCAGACCCAGUUUCUGUGGACAGCUUACUUCUCCUCGGUGGAAAAAGUUAUCCACACCGCCCUAGAGAUCAUUCAGGACCGGAUCUGGGGUGCAUCAGGUCACCCCUCACUGAUGUGGAAUAGCCCCCCGGGGGCACUCCUGGCUCUGCCCACGUUUUCCACGAGCCUUCAAGAAUUCCCCUUUUAUCAUCUGCAACUGGGCUCUGGCCCUGGGAGCAGUUUCAGCGCCAUGAUCUGGGUGGGGGCCUCUGGAGAGUCCCUGCUGAAGCUCAUCCAGGAGGUGGCAGGUUCUCAGCACUGUGCCCAGAUCCUGAUCCUCUGGAACAGUGAAAAGCCACCCCCUGGCAGGUGGCCCGAGACAGCGGUGCCCCUAACAGUCAUCGAGGGGCACAGGAAGGUCAGCGACCGGUUCUUCCCGUACAGCAACAUCAGCACCAAUGUCAUCCUCAGCCUUGAUGCUCAGAGCGCUCUUUCUACCAGUGAGGUGGACUUUGCCUUCGGGGUGUGGCAGAGCUUUCCUGAGCGGAUGGUGGGCUUUCUGACCGGGAGCCACUUCUGGGAUGAGGCCCGGGGUGGCUGGGGCUACCAUACUGGGAUGACCAAUGAAUUCUCCAUGGGUCUGACCACGGCUGCCGGCUACCACAGGUACUACCACACCCUCUUCACCCACUCCCUGCCUAAGGCCCUGAGGACCGCAGCUGAUGAGACCCCCACCUGUGUUGACAUCCUGAUGAACUUCCUGGUAGCCACCGUCACCAAACUGCCCCCUAUCAAGGUGCCUUAUGGCAGGCAGCACCCGGAGGCUGCGCCAAUGGAUUCUGCGGAUCCACGACCAGUGCCGGAGCCUCAGCCCCUGGAUCAGGACUGCAUCAACCGUUUAGCAGCAGGGUUCGGCCACAUGCCUCUGGUUUCCUCUCGAGUGCGUCUGGACCCGGUGCUGUUCAAGGACCCGGUAUCAGUGCAACGCAAGAAGUAUCGAAGUCUAGAGAAGCCAUAGGCGAGGCACUGUACCUGUGUGCUAGACACGAGAGAACCGAGAGAACCAACAGAGACGGAUCAAAGUCCUGCCCUGCUUGGCCAAUCGCGACAGGGAUCCCUGAGGGCCAGGGCCUUCCCCAGCUGCAGUGGGGUUGCGUUUGGCACGUUUCGCACAGGCCCGUCCGUGCACAGGCUGAUCCUAUUCCCUGAAAUACCUUUCUCUGCAUCUCUGCCUGGUCCACGUAUGUCUGACCUGUACGCACUUCCUUGGUGAUCUUGAAGUCCUCGCACGACUCACGCCGAGUGGCCUUGAGCACAUCACGCGGCCCCAGGACCGGCCUGCCAGCUCCGUAGGGCGGGGUCCUGCCCUCAUCUCUUUGGGCUGGCAGGUGCACUGUAAAUAUUUGUGCAAUAGCUGCAAGAGUAUUAACUGGUGGCAUGCGUGGUGGAACACCGGCAGAAUGUGCACGAGACAUAAAUGCUGCCCCUUACUCUGGAGUUCCUGCUCCCCGUACAAAGCACACACCAGGAUUUCCAGACUCAAUCAAGCGUGAACAAAGAGGCCAGGAGUCGGAGAUAACCCGUUGCGGCGCCAGCCUCACAGCAGACCCCGAAUCUUGGGUGACCACCAGCACUGCACUUCCAACCUUUACCACUAGAGGUCAGCUGCUGCACUGCUCUCCCUUCAAAGGAAUGGAGUUUGGUUUUGCUUUCUGGACAUUUUGUUGUUUGCUUGUUUGUUUAUUUUUGUUUUUCAAGUAAGGGUU
This is a messenger RNA of Mus pahari (shrew mouse), 3597 nucleotides long. RefSeq names its product exostosin like glycosyltransferase 1 (gene Extl1). Lineage: Eukaryota; Metazoa; Chordata; Mammalia; Rodentia; Muridae. The coding region runs from base 837 to 2849 and encodes 670 amino acids. Gene Ontology annotation, cellular component: membrane. The record is from RefSeq and is a predicted model, not a curated record. The transcript has 11 exons. Gene Ontology annotation, molecular function: glycosyltransferase activity.